This is a messenger RNA of Xenopus laevis (African clawed frog), 1216 nucleotides long. RefSeq names its product immunoglobulin superfamily member 1. The transcript has 6 exons. Lineage: Eukaryota; Metazoa; Chordata; Amphibia; Anura; Pipidae. Bases 34 to 1164 code for a protein of 376 amino acids. The record is from RefSeq and is a predicted model, not a curated record.
GCCGCCCGUUAGUUCCUUAUCAUACACAGACCUAUGGCAGACUCAGCGGCUAGCAUGAAUCGUAUUAUGUUCUGUACAGUUGCCUGUUUAGUUUUACUUGUGACCCUCCAGGCAAGAGGUGACAACCUUUCAAAACCAACCUUAUUGACAUAUCCUGGUGAUGUUAUUAUGGUGGGUGAAACAGUUAUCUUCUUGUGCCAAACUGCACACAUUGGAGCCAGCAGGUUCCUACUAGAAUGCCAACGGCAAAGUCUGCCAGUGGAACAAAGUGAAUCAAAGUUCACCAUCGUCGGUGUCACAUUGAACAAUACCUGCAAAUAUUAUACCUGCCAAUAUUGUGUCCAGUCAUCAUGCUCCGAGUCAAGUGAUCCUCUUAAUUUGUAUGUUCGAGAAAACUUCCCACCACCAAAGAUCUUUGCCUCCCCUCACAAGAUUGUGCAACCCGGAGACCCAAUUACAAUAGAAUGCUCUUCUCCCUAUGAAAAUGUUUACUUUUCCCUUUACAAAGACAAUCAUUUAGUUGUUGAAGAUGUUAACAAUGGCAGUACAUUUCGUUAUAAAAUCAAACAGACAUAUGAUGAAGAUGCUGGGCAAUAUAUCUGCAAAUUUAAGAAAACCAUGGCAAAUAACCUACUUCUACGGUCUGAGCCAAGUGAUCCCCUUCACAUUAAAGUUAAAGAUCUGCCCAAACCAACCAUUUCUGGGGAAACCAAUUAUUUUGACAGCGAGGGUUUACAAAUCCACUGCACCGCGCCCCCUCUGAACAAACGAAUGUGGUUUCGCCUGAUAAGUGAAAACGGCACAGAACAGGAAAUAAAUGAUGUAGAAUCCAAAAAUGUAACAUUCUUCAUCAAGGAUCCCAGACACAUGGAAAAUAAAUAUUACUGUGAUUAUCGUAUUCGCAUUGGUAAUGACUUUGCCUACUCUAAAGUGAGUAAUGCGGCAAUCACAGGAUCAGAGCCUACUGACCAUACCACAGCAAACAUCCUCCGGCUUCUUCUGGCAGCCCUUAUCCUCGUUGCAACUGCCGCCAUUACAUUCAACCAUUUCAACACGCUGCACAGAUCCAUUCCGCUUGAUCAGCCGUCGGAUAAUGUUACCUUCACAAUGGAGUCAGUAGUCACGGCAACGGGACAAAAACCUGGGAAUGUAUAUAUUGACUGAACAUUGAUAUAUUGAUGAAUAUACAUUGAAAUAUUAACUUGUUUUAUUUAGA